CAACCUCCUUGAAUUACUAUGAUUAUUCUAUCCACCUCUCUCCCUCUAUCUUUCUUCUUCCUCUACCCUAGACGGUAUAAAUUCUUCGAGGGCGAUCGAUUUCGUUUGGAUUUUGGUCGAACUUGUCUUGUCUUCUGUCGGAGCCGAUGAACACGUCGCAGUUCAUGGACAAACAGAUCCUGGGGUUGUCAGGAUCGCAGAAAGGCGGCGGCGAGCUCUUGGAUCUGCUGAAGCCCCAAGAGGAGCACCCGAUCAACGGCAAGAAGGACGAGAUCCUUCCCAGCUACGACUUUCAGCCCAUCCUAACCCGAGGAUCCUCGCCGCCCACCGCCUCCGCCCACCCCCUCUCUAAGCCCUUCUUGGGCGCCGUCGACUCCAAGAUGGCCUCCUCCAAUCUCAAAAAUGCAGGUAUUUUAGAGCCAUAUGAAUUGGCAAAAGCUAGUCAUGAGAAAGAGAAGAGUGCAUAUGAUGCAGCUACAGUUGCUGAGGUUGACCGUACAGUGAAGAAAUAUGCUGAUAAUCUCCUACAUGCUUUGGAAGGUGUUAGUUCAAGGCUGACAGAGCUGGAGAGUCGGGCUCACCAACUUGAAAGCUCCGUAGAUGGAUUGAAGAUGAUGAUUGGGAACAAUAAUGGGACCACUGAUGGAAAAUUGAGGCAAUUGGAGAAUGUUCUUAGAGAGGUACAAACUGGUGUCCAAGUUCUACGUGACAAACAAGAAAUUGUGGAGGCUCAGCUGCAGCUUGCAAAGCUACAGGCUUCUAAGGGAGACAACCAACCACCAGAGAUUUCAAACACGGGACAGUCGGACGCUCUGCCGCAACAGGUUGCUCCACCACAGCAGCCCAUCCAACAGCCGCAUCAACAUGCAGUUCCUCCACCACAGCAGCCCAUCCAACAGCCGCAUCAACAUGCAGUUCCUCCAUCACAGCCGACCAUGCUUCCUGCUCCAAAUGCUCCUCCACCACCCCCACCACAACAAAAUCCAACUGCUCAAUUUCCUGGUCAGUUACCUCAGUCCCAGAUACCUUCUGUCCCAUCUUUACCGCGCGAGCCCUACUUCCCCUCACCUGCUCAGCAGUCCGAGGUCCCACAUCAACAGUACCAAGUCCCAGUUCAGCAGACACAGCCGCCGCCACCGUACCAACCUUCAACUCAGCUUCCACAAUAUUCUCAGCUUCCCCAAGCCCCACAACCUGUGAACCCCUCACCCCAACUUCAACCACCAUUACCUCAACACCCAGAAGAAUCCGCCGCAUACAUGCCACCACCUCAGACCUAUCCCGCGAGCCUCCGCCAACCUCCCCCGUUUACUCAGCCUCCAAGCGGACCACCUCCCAACCAGUACUACGGGCCCAACCCGACUGUGUAUGAACCACCUACAAGCAGACCGGGCUCAGGGCAGCUGCCCUUUUCUGCGGGAUAUGGCCCACCUAGUUUCCCUGAUUCAUAUGGAUCCCCUUCCCAUCCUAGCGGUUCUGCAAUGAAACCUUCGCCCUUUGCUUCUCCACCAACCUCAUCUGGUGGAAGCAGCAGCUACCCACGACUUCCGACAGCCCAGAUAUUACCGCAGGCGGUGCCUACUGGGUCUAGCUCUGGUAGUUCCUCAGGGAAGAAUAGAUUGCCGAUUGAUGAUGUGGUGGAGAAAGUUGCGACAAUGGGGUUCUCGAGAGAUCAAGUCAGGGCAACGGUGAGGAAGUUGACGGAGAACGGGCAGUCGGUUGAUCUGAAUGUGGUGCUGGAUAAGCUGAUGAAUGAUGGGGAGAUCCAGCCACAGAAAGGUUGGUUCGGACGCUGAUCAUCACGUGGGCUUCUUGAUAGCUGCUGCGUACAUAACACUUUCAUAAACCCUUCUUUUUUUCCUUCUCUUUUCGGACUAAGUUGUGCCAAACACUCGGACAGAGCAGAUUAUGCAGUUUGCUGUGAAAGAGUGCGUACGAAACUCCGGUGUUUUUAUCAGUUAUUGGUCUUUUGAUUGAAUAAUUGCUCGAAUUUGUCUUAAAAGGUGAUUUCCCGGAUUUGAAUUAAACAGAUCCUGUUGUCGUUCAUUAAUUUUAGCGCUUUGCGUGAACCGCCAAGGAUAUCAUGUGUCUUGAA
Elaeis guineensis (African oil palm) is the source of this 2095-nucleotide messenger RNA. RefSeq lists its product as uncharacterized. NCBI's taxonomy places the organism in Eukaryota, Viridiplantae, Streptophyta, Magnoliopsida, Arecales, Arecaceae. The record is from RefSeq and is a predicted model, not a curated record.